CACCGAUUGUAAGCGCACAAGCCGAGGGUAAGGUCACGGUAGUGAGCCAAGAAAGCUCGCACCUAUCUGCAUACUGCCGCGAAGAAGAAGAUUGAAUACAUAACAGCAGCAGUCAUGCAAAGAGCAGUGGCUGCAGCCGCAGCACUGCUCCUAUCCGCGUUAUCAGUCCUCGUCACGCAACGAAAGACAACGACACAGCUGCGCUGCCGCCCGUCCUCAGAGAUCUGGAUCAUCCGCCACGGCGAAAAGGCCGCGAAUGCGUCGCGGACCCUCGACCUCGACCUGUCGCCGGCCGGCGUCGACCGCGCACAGAACUUGGAACGCCUCGUGACGAGCGGCGACUGGCCACGGUUCGCCGCGGUCUACGCGACGUCGCCGAGCGCGCCGCCGUUCGUGCGGCGGGAGUACGAGACGGUGGCGCCGCUGGCACAGGCGCUCGGCAUACACAUAAACGUGUCGUUCGGCGCCUUCGAGACCGAGGCCCUCGCCGCCGACGCGAUGCGGACGGCUCGAAGCCUCGCCGCGACGGACGACUGCCAGUCGCCAGCGGUCCUGAUAGCUUGGGAACACUGCCGCAUUCCGAAGCUGCGGCGAGCGCUCGGCUGCGACACCGGGCGGUGUCGGGCUUGCUGGAGCGACCUCGACUACGACAGCGUCGACCGGUUCCGCGUCUUCGCCGGCGGAGGCGUCGACGUCCUGCCGCCCACGAGCGAGGGCUUCGGCGGCGGCGAGACGACAGAUUUCCUCUACGCCAUGUGCGUCGACAAGGAGAGCGAGGAGCCGGGCCUCGACUGCGUGCCGCCCUACUAGACGAGAGAAACACGACGGAAACGUAUUGUAUUGUGGUAGUAUUACGAGUAACUUUAAAUCUAGAGACAAGGGUAGGGCAGCAAGGG
Molecule: messenger RNA, 896 nt
Organism: Pelagomonas calceolata
Lineage: Eukaryota; Pelagophyceae; Pelagomonadales; Pelagomonadaceae
Source: the annotation of a GenBank genome assembly